UGCACGUCGCCGCAUUGUCCACGUCGCACGGAACCUUGCUAACACAACAUGGUCCGCGCAGCAGCGUUCCCGAAUGCCUCAAAUACUGACCCGCAGCGGUCUACCGCUCCAACGCCCUACAAGCCCUCGCCGCCCCAACUCGCCUCUCACGCACUCUCCAUCUACUGUCAAGCCGUCAACACCUACAACAUGCCCUCUGAAGCUGACCGCGACCACACCAUCGCAUACUCCUCUCCGAAACUGCGCCCACAACUACCGCCGCUGAGCACCCCAACUCCCCCACUCGCUCCCCUCAAGACACGUCUCUACAUCUACACAACAUACCGUACGAACCAACAAUACAGCACCAUGACCUCCAGCUUUGACGGUUGUGCUAGACCGCAACAACAAUGGCAGCGUCAACUCAGUGGACGUAAUGGACAUGCUCUCCCACCUCGCCUUCCACCCACACCAUCCAUGCCAGCAUCGUACUUUCCCAACGGCGCCCAGUCUAUAAAACUCGCUACAUAUAUUUCCACCCUUUCGGAUCUCCUCUCCGGACUAUCAUAUCCUAGCGAGUUGUUGGCAGCAUUUGAAGCCUUUGACAAUGGUGAUGACGGGCAAAUUGGUCUCGGAGAAUUGAAAAAUGCGUAUUGCAUCCGGCACCUGAGCCUGGGGAGAGAAAGUUGA
This is a messenger RNA of Lindgomyces ingoldianus, 669 nucleotides long. RefSeq lists its product as uncharacterized. The record is from RefSeq and is a predicted model, not a curated record. Lineage: Eukaryota; Fungi; Ascomycota; Dothideomycetes; Pleosporales; Lindgomycetaceae. Gene Ontology annotation, molecular function: calcium ion binding. Bases 49 to 669 code for a protein of 206 amino acids. The transcript is spliced from 3 exons.